AUGAAGGUGGCUGAACUUAUAGAGAAAGAUCUCAUUUUCAUUGGAUGCACUGCCAUCGAAGAUAAGCUUCAAGAAGGAGUUCCAAAUUGUAUAGAAACUCUUUCAAGAGCUGGUAUUAAGAUUUGGGUACUAACUGGGGACAAGAUGGAAACUGCAAUAAAUAUAGCUUAUGGUAAGUCAGUAUCUUAUGAGAGCUGGUGCUUCCUUCACCUUCCAUCUCAGCUUUGUUAUUUGCUUGCUUCUCUCUCUCUCUCUCUGAUGUUAUUUCUUUUUCAUUGUAAAUUUUGUGCAGCAUGCAAUUUGAUCAACAAUGAAAUGAAACAGUUCAUUAUCAGUUCAGAAACUGAUGUGAUUAGGGAAGUUGAGAACAGGGUAUGCAAAGGCUUAUAUCUUACUCGUUUAGCUUGUAUGUAG
Messenger RNA from Prunus armeniaca (apricot), 414 nucleotides. The record is from the annotation of a GenBank genome assembly. Lineage: Eukaryota; Viridiplantae; Streptophyta; Magnoliopsida; Rosales; Rosaceae.